Molecule: messenger RNA, 2462 nt
Organism: Echinops telfairi (small Madagascar hedgehog)
Lineage: Eukaryota; Metazoa; Chordata; Mammalia; Afrosoricida; Tenrecidae
Product: NADPH--cytochrome P450 reductase
Exons: 16
Coding region: 103-2139 (678 amino acids)
Biological process (GO): response to hormone
Cellular component (GO): cytosol
Molecular function (GO): flavin adenine dinucleotide binding; FMN binding; NADPH-hemoprotein reductase activity
Source: RefSeq, a predicted model, not a curated record
GAGGGGACGGGACCGACUCUUCCUAUCUCAAAAGUUUGCCGACUCCUGCCUCCGAGGAUUCCAUGAAAUACUAGACUGUCAUCCUACAGUUUGAGCAUCGAGAUGGGGGACACCAGCGCAGACGCCAGCACCACAGUGUCUGAGGCGGUGACUGAAGAUGUCUCUCUCUUCAGCAUGACAGACAUGAUUCUCUUUACCCUCAUUGUGGGUCUCCUCACCUACUGGUUCCUGUUCAGAAAGAAAAAGGAUGAAAUCCCCGAGUUCACCAAGAUCCAAACAAUGACUUCCUCGGUCAAAGACAGCAGCUUUGUGGAAAAGAUGAAGAAGACGGGGAGGAACAUUGUCAUAUUCUAUGGCUCCCAGACGGGGACUGCUGAGGAAUUCGCCAACCGCUUAUCCAAGGAUGCCCACCGCUAUGGGAUGCGGGGCUUGGCAGCAGACCCCGAAGAAUACGACCUGGCUGACCUGAGCAGCCUGGCUGACAUAGAGAACUCCCUGGCGGUGUUCUGCAUGGCCACCUACGGCGAGGGGGACCCCACCGACAAUGCCCAGGACUUCUACGACUGGCUGCAAGAGACCGACACGGAUCUCUCUGGGGUCAAGUUUGCGGUCUUUGGCCUCGGGAACAAGACCUAUGAGCACUUCAACGCCAUGGGCAAGUACGUGGACAAGCGGCUGGAGCAGCUGGGAGCCCAGCGCAUCUUCGAGCUGGGGAUGGGCGACGAUGACGGGAACUUGGAGGAGGACUUCAUCACGUGGCGUGAGCAGUUCUGGCCGGCUGUGUGUGAGCACUUUGGGGUGGAGGCCACAGGAGAGGAGUCCAGCAUUCGCCAGUAUGAGCUGGUGGUCCACUCGGACAUGGACAUGGCCAAGGUGUACACGGGAGAGAUGGGCCGCCUGAAGAGCUACGAGAACCAAAAACCGCCCUUCGAUGCCAAGAACCCUUUCCUGGCUGGAGUCACCACCAACCGGAAACUGAACCAGGGGAUGGAGCGGCACCUCAUGCACCUGGAACUAGACAUCUCCGAUUCCAAAAUCAGGUACGAGUCUGGGGACCACGUUGCCGUUUACCCGGCCAACGACUCCAGCAUUGUAAAACAGCUGGGUGAGACCCUGGGCGCCGACCUGGACGUCAUCAUGUCCCUCAAAAACCUUGAUGAGGAUUCCAACAAGAAGCACCCCUUCCCCUGCCCCACCUCCUACCGCACGGCCCUCACCUACUACCUGGACAUCACCAACCCGCCCCGGACCAACGUGCUCUACGAGCUGGCACAGUACGCCUCGGAGCCCAGCGAGCAGGAGCACCUGCGCAAGAUGGCCUCCUCCUCGGGCGAGGGCAAGGAGCUGUACCUGAGCUGGGUGGUGGAGGCCCGCAGGAACAUCCUGGCCAUCCUGCAGGACUACCCGUCCCUGCGGCCGCCCAUCGACCACCUGUGCGAGCUGCUGCCGCGGCUGCAGGCCCGCUACUACUCCAUUGCCUCGUCUUCCAAGGUCCACCCCAACUCCGUUCACAUCUGUGCCGUGGUCGUGGAGUACGAGACCAAGUCCGGCCGCAUCAACAAGGGCGUGGCCACCAGCUGGCUGCGGGCCAAGGAGCCUGCUGGCGAGAACGGCCACCGGGCCCUGGUGCCCAUGUUCGUGCGCAAGUCUCAGUUCCGCCUGCCCUUCAAGGCCACCACGCCCGUCAUCAUGGUGGGGCCUGGCACCGGCGUCGCCCCCUUCAUCGGCUUUAUCCAGGAGCGGGCUUGGCUGCGGCAGCAGGGUAAGGAGGUCGGGGAGACCUUGCUGUACUAUGGCUGCCGCCGGUCUGAUGAAGACUACCUGUACCGCGAGGAGCUGGCACAUUUCCACAAGGAGGGCACCCUCACGCAGCUCAACGUGGCCUUCUCCCGAGAGCAGGCCCACAAGGUCUAUGUGCAGCACUUACUGAAGCGUGACCAGGAGCACCUGUGGAAGCUGAUCCACGAGGCUGGCGCCCACAUCUACGUCUGCGGGGAUGCUCGGAAUAUGGCGAGGGAUGUGCAGAACACCUUCUAUGACCUGGUGGCUGAGCUGGGCGGCAUGGAGCACGCACAGGCCGUGGACUACAUCAAGAAACUGAUGACCAAGGGCCGCUACUCCCUGGACGUGUGGAGCUAGGGGCCGCCCCACCCGCCCAUCCUGUAAUCACUUCCCUGUAAUCACUCUCUUCACGCCCCUUUCCCAGGCUCCGGGGGUGCUUCCAAGUCCAUAGUUCCUCCUCAGCCCCCAGGCUGGGCCAGCCCGCUGUCACCAGGCGGGUGGCCCGGGCUCAAGACUUGGUGUGACAACUCUGUGCCCCCCUCCGGCCCACCGCCUCACCUGCGGCCAAAGGCACCCUGAUUCCAGCUGAACUGGGGCCUGGCCCCUCGUGUGAUUUUCAAUGAGUGUAAAUAAUUUUAAAUAAUCUCUGACCCUUGGAAUAAAUUUUUUUGUUUUCUGUA